Molecule: messenger RNA, 3139 nt
Organism: Penaeus indicus
Lineage: Eukaryota; Metazoa; Arthropoda; Malacostraca; Decapoda; Penaeidae
Product: WAS/WASL-interacting protein family member 3-like
Exons: 2
Coding region: 258-2171 (637 amino acids)
Source: RefSeq, a predicted model, not a curated record
GCGGUAGUGGAUGGGACCGCUUUCACUCCACGCUCGCGUUUGGGGAUCUUGAGAGCGCGAAGUCUUCGGUGUGGCUUGAGCGAGAGAGGGAGGUUGUGAGACCCUCUCGUCUUUCCCUCUUCACUCUCCAUCACCUUCUCCCCUCUUGGUGGAGAUAAACAGAACACUCAAAAGCGCGAUAAACAAACGAAAGAAACUAGAGAAAGGGAAAAAAAAUAAACAUUAAAGUCGUGAGUGGAAAGCAGAAAACUCCAGCCAUGAGAUUAUCUGUGCUGGUGUUGGUGACGCUGGCCCUCGUGGCUUCCCAGCCGGCGGAGGCGAAGAGGACCAAGCGAACCAUUGGCAAGUGGUUCUCCGGACUCACGAAGUUGUGGAAGGGAGAGGAGGAGCCCGCGAGACCUCCGCGCCCGGUGUACGUGGCUCUGCCUCAACCUCAGCCCAUCUACCACCCGCCGCCUCCUCCGCCUACUCCCUCAUACGGCCCUCCGCCUCCAUCCUACGGAGGCGGCGGCGGCGGAUUCGGACAUGGUGGUGGUGGCGGAUUCGGACACGGCGGAGGCGGUGGAUUCGGACACGGUGGAGGCGGCGGUGGAAUCGUAGGAGGCAAAGGUCACGGCGGACACGGAGGCGGGCACGGAGGCGGACACGGAGGCGGCCACGACAUCCCUCACGGCUUCGGCCCCGUGAAGCACACCGACGUGGUGCACGCCGGCGACUCGUACAGCGCCCCUCCGCCGCCCCCGCCCACCGAUACCUACAGCUCGCACUCUAUCACGACGGUAGUUGGCGGUGGCCACGGAGGAGACCUAAUCACAUCCGGCCCAGUCAUCCACUCCGGACCCGUCGUUCCACCCGCUCCCAGCCAUCCUCAUCCCUCAGUCCCGGUGGUUCCUCCUGCCCCAGCCCCCCACCCCGCGCCUCACCCCGCGCCUCACCCUGUGCCUCACCCCGCACCUCACCCCGCCCCCGCGCCCCACGCUGAGCCCAGCAACAGCUACAGGGCCCCUCCGUCCUUCCCUCCGCCCAUGGCUGAGCAUGGCUCCUCGUCGUCCUCCUAUCUCGACGGCUUCCAGCCCUCACAGCCCAUCCCUGUGGCUCCCGCUCCUCCUCCUCCUCUGUACGACCUCCCGGCCAGCUCUUCGGGCAUCGGCGCUGGCAUCGGUGCUGGCAUUGGUGCUGGCAUCGGCAGUAGCAGUGGCGCCGUUUUUGGGGAUACGCACGCCCCUGCUCCGAUCGAUGUCCUGCCGCCCUCUCCCAGCCUGCCCUCACUCCCUAUCCAGACGCCAAGCGAGUCUUACGAGAGCCCGAGGACCAUAGCCGGCGCUCUGGACGCCCUUGACAUCAGCUCGCAGCUGGGGUACGACGACCCGAUUAUCGAGAUCGUGUUCGAGGACGGCGAGCCAGCCCCACCUCCGCCUCCGCCCAUCAUCGACCCCGAGCUCUUUGCCCUCCAGGAGGAGCCCGUGGAGGUGUACUUCAUCGAGUAUUCUCCGGGUGACAACAUCGACGACAUCGCCUCCCUGAACCUGGAUGGCGCUCAGCCGGCCAUCCUUCACGACCUUCCGGAAGAACUCCCGUUCGACGUCCGCUCACAACUUCUGGAUUCCGGCGUGCUGGACAAUGCUGAGAUUCAGGUGAUCGAUCUGGACGACGCCCUUGGAACCACCUUCCUGGAUCAGAGCGCCCGCGACGCCCUCGUCGCUGCGUAUGGAUCCGAAAGCCGCCUCUCAGAGACAAAGGUGAGGGCACCGAGGAACCAGGACGGCGUGGACAUUCGCGUUCACCGCCUGCUCGACGAGGACAACAACACGGUGGAAGCCUUGCUUUCGGGGCUCGGGCUCUACAAGGAGGGUCGCUUUGCAGGCGUCGUGGAAGUCAACGACAAGGACACCGAUAAAUUCGUGCCGGUUGUCGUCGACGGCAACCGGUUCCCCUUGCCCGAGGACCUCGAGGGCCGCGAAGUGGCCGGCGUGCUCGUCCUUGCCAACAGCAAGGAGGACGACUUUGACAGCAGCAACGACAAACCUCCAGCCAAUACGAGCGACCCCGAAUUCAACUUAGUCGAGGCUAGGUCCAGGCUGAGGUCGCGGACCUCACAGUCAGCGCCUCUCUCUCCGGAGGACCGUGAGUGGUACGGCAAUCCUGACGACUGGCGCCCAAUCUUUGAAUAAGCGAGAUGUGAUGUCGUAAAAAAUCUUCCUGGAAUGCGAGGCUUAGGAUUCUAGUCCAAGCCUGGAGAUUGAGACUCAGUACUCCUUUCUUGCCAUCAAGAAACGGAGUGUGGCAGUCUUCUCGGAAAACUAAAAAAAACGUUUCUGUUUUCGAGACAAAACAAAAUCUCCUAAGUGUGAAACGUGUGUCUCUAGAGCAUUCUCCAUUUUUCUUUUUUUUAGUUUUUUUUUUUUUCAUUUGAAAAAGGAGGCUAGAAAGUCAUUCCUCCUCAGCCCUCCCCCUCCCCCUCCCCCUUUUAUUAGUUACCUCCCACUUACCUUUUGCAAAACCUAUUUUUCGAAGCGAGGGCAUUGCCCUCACCAAAGAAAACAUUGAACCUUUUUAUAUAUUUUUGUUCCUCUUCUCUGUUUUCGGGUUGUCAAGUUUUGCGUAGCUUUACUACCGACUCUACACAUGAUGCUGUAAAUAUCGCUUCAUUAGUUGUUUUUAUCUCUUCUUUUCGUUUCCUUUCUUUUUUGUUAUGAACAUAUCUGUUUUAGGUUUAAGGUUCUGAUUGGCCGUGGCGAUGAAAAAAGAGAAAAUUACAAAAACUUUUUUUAAUCCUCUAAAGAAAGAAUAGGAAAAUAUUUCGAUAAUUUUGUCACUUGCCCUUCUCAGGUCCAAAUAUAACGGUGUGUGCAAAUCCUGCCUGCGAGACUUGCUGUUCUUCCUCUGAUAUCCCCAUAGCAUUAGAACCUCCAAAAAAAAGUUAUAUUUUUACUUAGUAUUAACUCUUCUCUGAAAGGGGGAGGGAAGGAGGCAGGGUGGCGGGGUCCUGUGUCCCCCUGCCUGCCCCGUGACCCCCUCUUUCUCCCCCUGUGAAGGUUAUUUCUUGUUUUCGUUGUACUCUAUAGAUAACAUAUUUAUGUAACUCUCAGAGUCGCCUAUUUUACCUAUGUAACGUUGCUCAAGCGAUCCCUCCCCCUCC